AAAACCAAAAACCUUAUUGGCAUCUUUUUAGAAAAUUUCAUUUAUAGCAAGUAGCUCUCCCACAAUGGGAUGAUUCUUGCUCUCUCUUUUUUCCUCUCACUCUCACUCACUCAUUCACUCUUUUUUCAUUAGCUAAAAAAAAGUUUUGCUAAUUAAUUAGCAACAACUUUUUUUUGUUUUUGUUUUUGUUUUUGUUUUGUAAGGAGGGGUGUUUAGAUAAGGUUUGUGAAGGAAAAAAUAAUCUUCUUGAAUUCAAUCCUUUUUUUUGUUUGUUUUUUGGGGUGAAUUCAAGAAAAAGAUAAAACGAAUUCAAGAAAGAUGUCAGCAGAACCUUCAUCAAUUAUGUUUCGAGCAAUGAGAGAAGAAGAAGAACAACAACAACACCAACACGAACUUCUUCUUCAUCAGCAACAACAACAACAACAUGGCGAACCGCCUUCUUCAUCAACAACUCAAUCUCAACAAGUACCAACAAAAAAGAGAAGAAAUCAGCCUGGAACACCAAGCAAAUCCAGAUGCAGAGAUAAUAGCUCUAUCUCCCAAGACCCUAAUGGCAACAAAUAGGUUUGUAUGUGAGGUAUGCAACAAAGGUUUCCAAAGGGAACAAAACUUACAACUACACAGAAGAGGACACAAUUUGCCUUGGAAGUUAAAACAAAAGAGUACAAAAGAGGUUAAGAGAAAAGUUUAUUUAUGCCCUGAGCCCACUUGUGUUCAUCAUGAACCUUCAAGAGCACUUGGAGAUCUUACUGGUAUUAAGAAACAUUAUUCAAGAAAACAUGGUGAAAAAAAAUAUAAGUGUGAAAAGUGUUCCAAGAAGUAUGCUGUCCAGUCUGAUUGGAAAGCUCAUACUAAGACUUGCGGUACACGCGAAUAUCGAUGUGAUUGUGGCACCCUUUUCUCAAGGCGUGAUAGUUUCAUCACCCAUAGAGCCUUUUGUGAUGCAUUGGCACAAGAAAGUGCAAGAAAUCCACCAAGCUUGAGCAGCAUUGGGAGUCAUUUAUAUGGAAGUAUUAACAACAAUAACAUGAGUUUAGGCGGCCUUUCGAAAUUAAAUUCUCAAAUUUCAAAUCAUCACGAUAUGCUUCACUUUGGAGGCAACAAUAACAACAACAUUAGUGGCGGGGCCCAUCACCACCAUCAUCACAAUCAGUUUGACAACAACAACAACCUCAUUGGUUCGUCAGCGUUUCGGUCUUCAUCUUCAUUUUUCCAACUACCAGCUGAUCAAACAAGUCAUCAGGAUUACGGGGAGAAUAAUAAUAAACCAUCAAAUAUCCAUGGUCUAAUGCAACUUCCCAAUCUCCACAACAACACGAAUGUUGCUACCGGUUCUUCUAGUAUGUUUAACCUAAAUUUCUUCCAGAAUAACCAUAAUAAUAAUAACAACAACAAUAACAACGUCGUUGAUAAUGCUCCUAAUAGCAAUAUUUCUGGAGGCCUUGGUGGAUUAUUACUUCCUAGUCCUCAUCAAUUUAGCAACAACAAUAGUGGUGAAGGUUCAAAUAAUUCAUCAAACAUUUUCUCAAGUGGUACCCUUCUAAGUGAUCAUCAACAUCAUCAUCAUAUGAGUUCAUCAAUUCCUUCUCUUUAUAAUGUCUCAUCAUCGCCGGCACCGCCUAUGUCCGCCACGGCGCUCCUCCAAAAAGCGGCUCAGAUGGGGUCUACUACAAGUUGUAACAAUAGUAGUACUAGUGCCUCCUUGAUCAAAGCAUUUGGUUCUGUUGUUGGUGUUGGUGGUUCGUCGUCUAGCACGACGAAAUCUGAUCUUCAUCCGCCGCCAGCUGUCAACUUUGGCAGCGUUUACGGCCACGAGGAUCCGAUGAGCGCCGGGAAUCAUCUUCAUGACCUAGUCGUUAAUGCUUAUGGUGCACACGAUCAGAAUCAAGACUAUGGAGGGGUGUUAGGAGGGUAUAACAACAACAAUAAGAUGAAUAGUUAUGAUCAGCCACCACCACAAAAGAAGCAAAUGAUUAGUAAUAACUUUUCAAUGGACAUUGGAAUGAGUGAAGAAGCUAAUAGGUUGACAAGAGAUUUUCUUGGAGUUGGUGAAAUUGUAAGGAGUAUGAGUAAUGGUGGAGGAGGAUUUAGCAACAGCCAGCAGCAAAUGAGUUCAUUGGAUAAUAAUAAUAACAAUUCUGAGAGUAGAAAAACUCAAAGUCGUCAUCAUCAACCUUUUGGAGGUGGCAAUUUUCAAUGAGUAAAUACAAAGUUAGGGGAGAAGAAAAAAAGAGAUAUAUGCACCAAAAAGUACAGGGAUCCAAGAACAUGUUUUAUAAUGGAGCACAUAGCUGUAGAUUAAUGAAGAAGUUCUCUUGAAGAUUUUAGCUGGAAUUUAGAAAUACCUUUAUUUCUGGAGAUAAAAGUUUAG
Molecule: messenger RNA, 2371 nt
Organism: Solanum dulcamara
Lineage: Eukaryota; Viridiplantae; Streptophyta; Magnoliopsida; Solanales; Solanaceae
Product: protein indeterminate-domain 6, chloroplastic-like
Exons: 5
Coding region: 425-2200 (591 amino acids)
Cellular component (GO): nucleus
Molecular function (GO): DNA-binding transcription factor activity
Source: RefSeq, a predicted model, not a curated record